UCCAAUUUCCAAGAUGGACGCAACAAUCAACUCAAAAAGCUCAACUGUUCUGGAAACACUGAAAGAAGAUUCAACAUUUGAAAAAUUUCUUGGGAGAGAUUUUGAUGCCAAAGGUUAUGCAAACAGUGUGAUCGAAAAUCGUGCUAUUGGAGAGUGUUUGGAAAAGUUAGCAGAUGGUGUACGAUUGUUAGAUAAAGAAUUGCAUUCACAGGUUGUAACACGUCAUGAAGAUCUUUUGCAACAAGCAACUGGUAUAGAAACACUUGAAGGUGUUUUACAAAUGAUGACUUCAAGAAUAACUUCUCUACAACUUUCAAUUGAGAGAAUCCAUCAACAAAUAAGUGAACCUUAUGAAAAAAUCAGAACAAGAACGUCACAACUUCGACGACUUCAGACAACUUGUGACCUGCUAAGAAGAGUGAUCAGAAUAAGUUAUCUUACUAAACGUUUGGAAAGUCAACUCAAAGGAGGAGUAAAAGAAACAACAAAAGCAGCGCAAAGUCUCAGUGAAUUAGGUUAUUUAAUGGAUGGUGUGGAUUUAUCUGGUAUAGAGGUUUUAGAAAAAGAUAUUGAUUGGAUUAAAAAUGCAAGGAAAGAAGUGACAACACAAGCGCAAAAUAUGUUAACUCAAGGCAUGGAAACUCAGAAUCAAACCCAAGUGGCCACAGCCCUUCAAGUAUUUCACAAUCUUGGAUCUUUACAACAAACUGUUGAAACUUUUGUUCAAUCCUUAAGAGAGGAUCUCAAGUCAACUAUAGCUAAUACAUUAGAUAUUCAGAAUUUGAUGUAUGGACAAAAUAGUAACUCAACUCCAGGUCGUGCUGCAGUACCCGCCCCAGGCAACACGGCCAUGUGGAGAGCUACUCUCUGGACUGGUAUGGAAAAACUAAUGGAUAAAAUUUGCAGUUGUUGUGGAAAGGUUCAUCAUCUUUUUAAAGUUUUGUCAAAGAAAAGAGACCCAGUUUCUCAUGUAUGUUUCAUGCAAGAGGUUUUGAAGGAAAGAAAGAGAAGCAGUGUUUUAACAUUCUGGGAGUCGAUCACUGUUACAUUACGAGAGGAAUUUAUAGGAGCUGCUCAAAAGUCGCCAUUUCUUAAACAAGCAUUUGAAGGCGAAUAUCCCAAGUUACUUCGCCUGUCCAAUGAGCUGUGGACUCGUCUUCAGCAGUUUGCGAGCACAGGAAAUGCAGUUAGUAAUGUCUAUACUGGUGGUGUUGCUGAUGUUGUUUAUGGCCUCUUUCAUUUAUAUCACGACAACUCUGCAAGUCCAGAGGAUUUUCUCAAGAAUUCUUUAUCAAGUUUUGAGAAUGCGUAUUUAUCACGAUCACUCUCGCGUCUCUUUGAUCCUAUCAACCUGGUGUUUCCCGCUGGUGCUCAGGCCCCACCAUCAAAAGACGAGGUCGCAGGAAUUGUAAAGACGAUUGCAAGUGAACUAAAUGUUGCAAAUGUAGACACGGGUCUGAGUAUUUCUGUGUCUCGUAAUGUCGAGAAGACAAUUCAGUUAUAUACAGCAAAGUCUGAACAACUGCUGGUCACAAGUUCAGACGCUUAUGAAAUAGAAAUUGAAGUUAGUGGAGCACAACAAAAGAAUGCCGUUAUUGUUAACAUGCUUUACGAAAUGCACCAAGCAACAACUAAGAUACUUGACAACGUAUCAUUCCCCAAGAAUGCCAAGACGAAUAUCUCAAUAGCUCUAAAGGCUUUAACUUCAUUGAUAGAAACGGCUGUCGAACCAUUAUUGUUGUCAACCCAGAGAAGAAUGGAGGAGAUUGUCUACAAAAUACACUCUGAGGAUUUUUCAAGCGCUCAAUUAUCCGUUAAUAUCUCUGAUACCCCUGAAGCACCCUGUUCAUCCUACAUUAACGAGCUUCAGGAUUUCAUAAAUCAUGUGAACAGAAACCUUUUUUCCUUGUAUAAUUGUGGAGAUUUUCUUGUCAACAGGCUAAAUUCCCUCGCUGCACGCAUUUUGCACGUGUUUGUUCGUCACGUGAGUUUGUUACGAGAAUUGGGCGAAGGAGGCAAGUUACGAUUGGCUGCUGACAUGGCGCAGAUCGAGUUUGCUGUUGGUCCUCUGUGUCGUCGUGUUUCUGAUUUGGGCAAAUCUUAUAAAUUACUCAGAUCUUUCAGACCAUUAUUAUUCCAGACAGCAGAAGAUAUAUCCAACAAUCCAGCUUUGGGUGAAAGUCUUCCUUAUUCAUUUGUUCUUCAUCAUUUGUUCUCUCACGGACCUUCAGACCUUAGAUCACCUCAUGAGGUGAAAGGCUGGUCACUAAAUUAUUAUAGUCAAUGGCUGGAUACACACGAGUCAGAAAAGGAGAGAUUGGCGCUAAUAAGUGCUUCGCUGGAGGUAUAUGUACAGUCAGUCCGUUCUCGAGGCGAGAGGGAAUUUGCAACGGUUUAUCCAAUUCUACUCAAGGUCCUGCAGUCUGUAUCAACGUGAAGGGUAUGCGGUACUGUAAGUUAAUCAGUCUAUUAUGAGUUGUCAGUCGUUUUGUGGACGAUGACCAGGGAAAGGGAAACAAGAAAAAGCUGUCUGUGGCAAAUGCUCACCUGUAGAUAAAAUCACCAUGCAUGACUGUCUAUAGACAGUCUGUCAUGUGGAGACAGUUACCAUGUGCCUGGUCAGUAAGACUGUAACCAUGUAGAGGCAGUUACCAUGUGCAGUGGUCAGUAACCAUGUGCAGACUUUCUCCAUGUGGCUGGUCAGUCAACAUGUGGAAACAGUGUGUCUAGACAGUCGCUAUAAUUUUAUACGCCUGGACAAUGCAACGCAUUUGUUUGUUACUCUUCAAUGACGCAAUACUUUAUUACAUGAAUGACAGAUUCUGGACUCCAUAAAAAGGAAACAGAAUCUGCUGUAUCAAAUAUACAUAUCACCUUUUAGAAUAGAAAUAUUCUCGCAGUUUACGAUCGAUCAAAUUCUUUGCAAUAUUCGACAACAAAUCGUGGGAUUUUUAUAUUUCAUGGCAUCAGUGCAAGACCUUUUUAUCCGAAUAUUCUCUCUAGUUGUGCCUUCUGGUUCGGCCGCUAAAAUGCAAAUGUGGUUUUCAUAGAAAAACGAGAGAGUUUUAAAAUUUAGAAAUACGUGCUAUUUUUAGUAAAAUAUUCAAAAUUAUAAGCACUUGAUGAAGUGAAAAUACCAUCAUGUGAAAUGAAUAUCAGGUGUUUUGAUCUCUCCCCUAGUGAGUGUAAGUGAGUCUUUCAAGAUACACGUGUAAGUGUUUUUUCAAGUGUUUUUCGGCAAGUUCAAAUCUGUUUUAAGUGCAAGUGUAGACCACCCUCUCAGAGAACAGGGGGUUGAUGCCCUGUUUGGUCAAACUGCCUACCAAAUACUCAAGUGCACUUUCGAAAAACAAGUAUUUUGCUCAUUGUCGCCGUGAGAAAGUUCAUAUUAUUCAUUAUGCUUCUUUAAAAAAACACAAAUACCUUACGUAUAUUCCACUGUAGGUUAAUGAGUAUAGAAAA
This is a messenger RNA of Dendronephthya gigantea, 3462 nucleotides long. RefSeq names its product conserved oligomeric Golgi complex subunit 5-like. Gene Ontology annotation, biological process: intra-Golgi vesicle-mediated transport. NCBI's taxonomy places the organism in Eukaryota, Metazoa, Cnidaria, Anthozoa, Malacalcyonacea, Nephtheidae. Gene Ontology annotation, cellular component: COG complex. The coding region runs from base 14 to 2437 and encodes 807 amino acids. The record is from RefSeq and is a predicted model, not a curated record. The transcript is spliced from 24 exons.